Messenger RNA from Cooperia oncophora, 186 nucleotides. NCBI's taxonomy places the organism in Eukaryota, Metazoa, Nematoda, Chromadorea, Rhabditida, Trichostrongylidae. The record is from the annotation of a GenBank genome assembly.
AUGGCAGCUGGUGUAGCGGUACAGGAAAAUAUCAAGGUGAUUCUGGAUUUGAUUAGUGAUGCUUGUAACAAAUCUUCUUUGUCGAAGCGAUGUAGAUUGGUAGCUGUGUCAAAGACGAAGCCAAUAGAACUUAUUGCUGCUUGUUAUGCAAUCGGACAACGGCACUUUGGAGAGAACUAUGUACAG